Messenger RNA from Pocillopora damicornis (cauliflower coral), 569 nucleotides. RefSeq lists its product as uncharacterized. Lineage: Eukaryota; Metazoa; Cnidaria; Anthozoa; Scleractinia; Pocilloporidae. The record is from RefSeq and is a predicted model, not a curated record.
UCGUCCACGUUUCUCAUCCUUCUUACAGCGUCCUUGUCGACAGCAUUUCAUAUUUAGUCAAUGAUACCUAGCAUACACACUCUGUCGUUUUUCCAGAGAUGGAAAAUCAAAACGAGGAUCAGACGUCUACUUCAUCUAAUUCGACAAGCUAUGCAGUACCAGUUGAGCACAUAUACUUCGAUGGCUCACAGCUCUCCACUGCCUCAGCUGCAAGUGGGUCGAAUGAAAGCGACACAGAUCAAGUGUCAAACAGAGAUGCUGUAGCUCCUCUUACCACUGGUGUAAUUAAUGAUAUAGACCAUGAGGAGGACACUGAAAUAAGACACCAAGGACCACUAGUUAAUGGAAAUCAACCUCCAGUUCGCUAUGGGCGUCAACCAUCAACAAAUGAAGAUUUGUCAUUGAAACAAGCAGAAGAUUUGAAAGAGAAGUCCCAUCAUUAUUGUUGCAUUUGCAUGGAAUAUGUGUACAUUCAGGUGAAUGGAAGCCGCCAAAUAGCAGCACAUGAGGCAUGUCUAGAUAAACUUAAUUUGAGCCAUACAGACUGGAACUGGUGAGUAUAAAACCAU